CCCAUCUUGACUCGAUUCUGAAUACAUUCGCGAUUCAUCUAUCAUCGUGCAGACAACUUCGUUAACACUUGUCUGACAUUAUUGUGCCUAUGGACGUCUGUGCGACGUACGAACGAAAGCUUCUUGACAAGCAGAUAUCGCCUCCGCUCGCAGCUAUCCUAUCGCUUGCUGGGCUAUGUGCGGCAAGCACUGCUGGAACGAUGUUCGAGCUAGUAAAAGCAUUGAAUGAGGGCGCAGAUGCGCUCAAGAACCAUCCUAAUCCCAUCAGUUUGAACGGCCUUAACGCUGGUUGCGAACUGUUCAUAGCUUUUGUUACCCUCUUUCCCCAUGAUUUUGCACGAUUUUCCGAUCUCAAAAUGGAGCUGAUGAAAGAGGGUGAAGCGUACGUUCGACAGGCCCUCACCUAUCGACGGAAGAUUGGGGAGCUCGCGGUUGAUUUCAUUAAAGAUAACUCUGUGAUUUUGACGCAUUCGUAUUCCAGAGUGGUCAUGGAGACUCUCUUACUAGCUCACAGCAAGAAGCGCAUCUCUGUGUUCGUUACUGAAGCACGACCCCGAGGACUUGGAAUGAAAACUGCCGAUGCUCUUACUGCGGCCGGGAUUCCCUGCACUGUCAUUCUAGAUUCAGCGGUGGCAUAUGCUAUGGAAAAGGUCGACCUGGUGCUGGUUGGUUCGGAGGCUGUCGUGGAGAGUGGUGGGCUCAUCAACGCUAUCGGGUCUCUCAACAUCGCCAUCAUCGCUAAAGCGGCGAAUAAGCCGUUCUAUGCACUGGCGGAAAGCUAUAAGUUCCACCGGCUUUUCCCGCUGUCGCAAUACGAUCUGCCUAGUCAGACUUCCGCGAUCCUGUCUUUCCGAUCGCCAGAGCAUGUCUCUGAGAAGAACGUGCCGGCCGAGUCAGGGACAUCUGCAUCCAUCACACCCGAGGACAUUGCCAAAAAUAACCCAGAUGUGGACUACACCAGACCGGAUCUCAUCUCUCUUGUCUUCUCCGAUCUAGGCAGCUUGACACCGUCUGGUGUGAGCCAGUAUUUGGUCGGCAUGUUCGCCGGAUAAUCUGCGGGGCGAAACUCGUUGGGAAGCGUGGCGGGGUGUUAAUCGAUUAAGGGGAAACAUGAAGUACUCGAAGUGAUGCUGUGGAAUAGUUGCAGGCAUAUGCCAAGUGCGAUGGGGAUCUGCUUAUUGGAGAGGCAUGUGGCCGGCAGAUGCAUUGGCAGAUCUGGCUUGCUAGCGCCAUACGGAGAACGGAUGGGUCGUAUGUAAACGAGCCAACAACAGAAAGGUGCCGCGGAGGCAAAUCCAAAAAGCCCACGGUACCGCUAACGCCUGAGAAGAUGUGCAUUUGAUCUCGGCUAAAGUUUUACAAUUUAUAUAGCAGACUGACUACGACCAACAUGCGAGGUAUCUGAUGAGAACGAUUCUCAGAAGGAGCCAACCACCGGGGAUUUUGGUCUAUUACCAACGCGAUUCUCUUCUCGAGGCAAGUAUCCAGCAUGAUCUCGGACAGUGCACAUCAAACGCACCUCAGUGAUACCGAACCCGUAUAAAAACAAAGAGCAUUCUUUUGGCAGCUCGCUAUUCCUCCAGCAGUAUUCUCGUCCAGAUGUGCCGGUGGCGCAGGUGAGUCUCCGUGUCAUGCUUCCUUUGCUCCCACACACGAUUCGACCGACUCCAGGGUCCAGCAUCAUUACACAGGCUGCCCACAUAUCUAUGAAAUUGUAUGUUUAAAUCUUUCUCUCGUAUCCCGAGCAUUAUAUUGACGUUGGAGCCAAGCCGCAACAAGAGGUCCGUUCUCCGCCCGGAUCUGCUUCGUUCUCCCAUUGAGAUUGCCCAGAUACAAUGUGAGAGCACUCAAUGCCGCUUCAGUCCCAACCAUCCAAGACACUGCGGUCCCUCGUGCACAACCAGUUCGUCCCUCCAGCCAGCCUCCCUCGUCGGCCGAUGCUCACUUUCUGCGAUGCAGCAUGUUGGCAGUAGUGAGUGGCGUGUUGUGUCACGGAAGUGUGCUGACCGGCCCGUGAAACAGCCAUCAGUUCCCUGAAUCAUACAGUCCGUUACACAUCUCAUCCGCGGAAACAGAUUGACGAGCCGAGACCAGAUCGGACGUUCCAAGGAAAAUGUCCGCAAUGCAUCAGAGAGGGGAGAUGAUAGUGCGGAAUGAAGAACGAGUUUGGCUCCGUGAUUUGUGAUCGCUGUAACCGUAGAGAAUGUUGUAAGUAUGUGCAUAAGUAAUCGUACAAUAGCGCGCGCAUGGACGGCGAGUUGCCAAGUGACCAAUGACGUCUGCAGUCUGCCCACAGAUUGAUGAUUAUCGAUGGCCGGAGGUCAGAUGCCCCAAGAACUGACCUCAAUUGGUGUUAUCGGUCAGCAAGCAACACACUCCUCCCGGAGUUACGCGCCUGAAUGUCUGAUCAACCCACCGUAAAAAUCUUCUUCUCCCAGCCUAACUUUGGCAGCCACCUCUUCGAUCGAUGACAUCAAGACUUAGGCACGUCACGCGUAUCUCGUGACCGUGAAGCCUUUCUCAUGCACACCAACCAAUGGCUCUUCCCUUUGCAUGCCCUGCAGUCAACGCCCACUCGUUGGCCGCUCGAGAAGGAGUUGUAUGAUCGUGCGCGAGGAGUCGAAUUUCUGUUCCGGCUGGGAACAACUCUCAGCUUG
Molecule: messenger RNA, 2657 nt
Organism: Mycena citricolor
Lineage: Eukaryota; Fungi; Basidiomycota; Agaricomycetes; Agaricales; Mycenaceae
Source: the annotation of a GenBank genome assembly